UACGAAACCAACACGACCAUCCCGCACGAUAAGUGUACCAGUCGUAGGCUCUAAUAAAACCAAACCUAUGCAGACAUCAACAAACAAGAAAAGAUCUGCGCCGCUUUCCUCAUAUAAACCACCUUUGGUGAAGGAGUCAAAGGCUGCUAUAAAUUCUAUACCAAAACCAUCAAAAGUGACAGCAACUGCCACGUCAACAGCAGAAGGGCUGACAACUACGGCAACCAUAUCGGUGUCAAUCUCUGCUGCAUCUACUCCGGAUCGCACGCAAUCAAUGUCCAAAUAUGCGCCUUCAAGCGCACGUAUAUUCGGCAGAACAAAAGAUCGUCAAUAUACACCGUAUGAAAAGCCGGCUAUCGGAUUCGCCACGCGGAAAUAUAAAAACCGAAUACCACAAGAUUCUACAGAAUUAAGUGCAAAAUUAAACGCUUAUGCUAACAAAAUAAUUGAAGAAUUGACUGGACAACGUGAAAAUAAUGGAGACAGUGAAAACAUAACUUUGGAACUUAUUCCAAAAUUAGAAGAACAAAUUUUCGAGACAAAUACACAAAGAAGUAGGGUAUCUCUUAAACAAGCGCUAUCAGCCACGCAAUUGAUUACUCCUAUGCCACCUAAGCCUUCCCCUCCACUUACAUUUAUUGAUCCUGUAAAGUUUUUGGAAGAUGUUCGUGGGGCUGAA
This is a messenger RNA of Racocetra persica, 679 nucleotides long. The record is from the annotation of a GenBank genome assembly. NCBI's taxonomy places the organism in Eukaryota, Fungi, Glomeromycota, Glomeromycetes, Diversisporales, Gigasporaceae.